This is a messenger RNA of Mycena citricolor, 7736 nucleotides long. Lineage: Eukaryota; Fungi; Basidiomycota; Agaricomycetes; Agaricales; Mycenaceae. The record is from the annotation of a GenBank genome assembly.
UAUCAGGAACCGCCACGCCCCCCAUAUAAAUACUGUGAAUUCACAGACUAGUGACUCACAAUCAUUCUCUUGCUUUAGACUGGCUGCGUUGCAAACUUCAACUCAAUCUACGCCUGCGUAUAAUACAACUCUAAUCAUGUCGGAAAUUCGCACUCGCACUCGUCGCCGGUCCUCCACUGGUAUCGUCCACGUCCUCGCUUCCCCCCUCGCGUCGCACAUGCCCUCGUUCCCCGACGCGCCGAUGCCCCGCACACUGCUCGCCGAUUUCGUAGCCUCCUUCAACGAGCUCCAGUCCUAUCGCAGUGGCAGACCAGUCGUCCUAGACGGACAAAACCUCUCCAUUGCUGCGGUCACCGCCGUAUCGCGAUACAGCGCCGGUGUCGAGCUCGAUAGCUCGCCGCAGAUCAAAGACCGUGUGCAGCGCAGUCGUGACGUGAUAGUCAAGAAGGUGGACGGGAAGUCGAGCAUAUACGGCGUGACAACGGGUUUCGGGGGCAGCGCUGACACUAGGACGGACCAGCCGCUUGUAUUGGGCCAUGCCUUGCUGCAGCUUCUCCAAGCGGGCGUCCUUCCCUCGUCGAGCGCCAUGCCUUCUGCCCUGCCUCUUCUUGACCCCUCGAGCUCAAUCAUGCCAGAGUCCUGGGUCCGUGGGGCCAUUCUCGUUCGCAUGAACUCGCUCGUCCGCGGCCAUUCUGGCGUGCGGUGGGAGCUGGUGGAGAAGAUGAACGAGCUUCUCGUAGCGAACAUCACGCCUCUGGUUCCUCUCCGCGGCAGCAUCUCCGCUUCAGGGGACUUGGCUCCGCUGUCUUACGUCGCUGGCUGUCUGAGCGGCAAUCCCGCCAUUCGAGUUUUUGACGGGCCGGCGACUAGCUUUGGUGUACGCAACAUCUUGCCUUCCCCAGUGGCCUUGAAGGCUCGUGGCAUCGAGCCUAUAUCCCUAGCAUCGAAAGAGCACCUGGGACUCUUGAAUGGGACCGCGUUCAGCGCGUCUGUGGCAUGUUUGGUUUUGAAUGACGCGGUUCACCUAGCUUUGUUGUCUCAGAUCUGCACAGCCAUGGGUGUGGAGGCGCUUGCCGGUAGCCGGGGCUCGUUCGAUCCUUUCAUUCACGACGUUGCGCGUCCACAUCCUGGACAGAUUGAGUCGGCCAAGAUGGUAUGGGACUUGUUGGAAGGUAGCAAAUUCGCAAUCACAUCUGAGGAAGAAGUCACGAUAGAAGAAGACUCGGGUGUUCUGAGACAGGACCGUUAUCCCUUGCGCACGGCGCCUCAGUUUAUCGGACCUCAGCUCGAGGAUCUUUUGACUUCGCUCGACACUAUCACUCGGGAGUGCAAUUCCACGACAGACAACCCGUUGGUCGACGGCACUACGGGCAAAAUCCAUAACGGCGGCAACUUCCAGGCCAUGGCUGUGACAAACGCAAUGGAAAAGACACGUUUGGGACUACAUCACAUCGGGAAACUGCUCUUCUCGCAAUGCACCGAACUUCUGAACUCGGACAUGAAUCGGGGUCUGCCGCCGUCACUGGCAGCUACGGAUCCAUCGCUGAACUAUCACGCGAAGGGAAUCGAUAUCGCGAUUGCGGCCUAUGUUUCGGAGCUGGGACAUCGGGCAGCUCCGGUUUCAACGCACAUACAGUCCGCCGAGAUGCAUAAUCAGGCAGUCAAUUCCUUGGCUCUAAUCGCCGGACGGGCAACUAUCGACUGCAUCGAUGUUCUGACUCAGCUGAUUGCAUCAUAUCUCUACGUCCUCUGCCAGGCUCUGGACCUGAGGGCGAUGCACACCGAACUGGUGGCUGGACUGGACGCCAUUGCUGCUGAAGAGUUUUCCGCCGUCUUCGGAUCGUCCUUAAACGAUGAGACCGCGAAGGACAGCGUUUGCCGUACUCUUCAGGCCGCUUUGGUGGAAACGAGCAACAUGGAUGCGGGUCAACGCGUUGUCAAGAUCGCAGCAGCAAGCUCUGCUGUGCUGGUCGAUGUCUGCUCGGCAUCGCCCAACCCGGCUCGCUCGAUGCCUCUCAUCGCUCCUUUCCGCAGGAAUGUCGCCAACCGCCUUGAGACGCUUCUGAAUGAACUCAGACGUACAUAUCUCUUUGGUGACAAGGGCGCGAGUCCAGCCAGUGGCUUCCUAGACAAGACACGGCCUAUCUACGAGUUUGUGCGGAUCACGCUGGGGAUCAAGAUGCACGGCGCUGAAAACUUGGACUCGUUUGCUCAUGGCCUGGGGGAUACCGUUGGCCAGGGCGUCUCGCUUAUAUACGAAGCGAUCCGAGAUGGCCAAAUGCAGCCAGUCGUCGUCGGGCUGUUUGCAUAAAAAGCAGGGUAAUUGCUCAUUAUAAUCUCCACAUCAAUGUAAUCUAUUAUCAUCCACGCUCGAGAACAUUCCAGAUCCAGAACACCUGGGAGUGAGCUAUAAAAUAAUGAUCAUCGGCUCAGGCGUCUUCGGGCUCUCGACGGCAUACCAUUUGUUACAGAGAGGAUGGUCGGACAUCACUGUCAUUGAUCGGAGCGAGACUCUGCCGGCUCCCGACGGCGCGAGCAACGACAUCAACAGGAGUUUGUCGAUUCCCCCAUCUCCAGAUAUAUCGCAGGUUCAACUUGGCAGCUGUCUCUAGUCGUCCGCACCUCGUACUCGGAUCCGUUUUACUGCGAGCUAGCCAAAGACGCAAUCGCCGCCUGGAAGGACACUGAACUUUGGUCCGACACCUAUCAUGAGUAAGUCCGCUCUUUACCUCUCCUAGUCUACUCCGCAUCCCAACCGUGCUCAAGAUCCGGUGUCCUGGUCGUCGGCUCCGCCGCGCGCGAGCGCGACUACGUCCGCAAGGCGCACGCGAACGACAUCGCACACGGCCUACGCGUGACGCCGACCGACACGCCGGACGCUCUGCGUGCCGUCUUCCCGGAAGACGCCGACGUCGGCGAUCUCGCGGGGCACUACACGUACUUCGGGCUGGACGGGGGAUGGGCGAACGCCGGGCAGGGGGUGUCGCUCCUCAUCGGCAAGGUGCGGGCGAUGGGCGGCCGCGUUCUCGGCGGCAAGGAUGUGGCGGGGCUGGUUCGGGAGGGCGGCAAGACGGUCGGGGUGCGGUGUAGAGACGGGAGCGUGUUGGAUGCGUCGUUGGUUGUGCUGGCGACUGGGUCCUGGACGUGUUCCGCUUUCCCGGAUACCGCUGUCAGCAAGCUGUUCCAGGCGACCGGACAGGUUGUUGCGAUGGUUCAACUCACUUCUGAAGAGGCUGAGGUCUACCGCAAAUGCCCAGUUGUUUUGGACUUUGACUCUGGAUUCUAUGUCUUUCCCCCAAACGAGCAGAACAUCCUGAAGAUGGCCAUCCAUGCUGCCGGGUUCACUCAUUCCAUCGGAGACGGGGGGAUAUCGACCCCGCGGACCAUCAAGUCCGACCCAGAGACCGGCCUGCGCAUCCCGAAAGCGAGUGUGGUUCGACUGCGAGAUGGGCUGCGGGCCGUGUAUCCGACGCUUGCCACGAAGCCGUUCUGUGCGACGAGACUCUGCUGGUAUAAUGACUCGGUGGACGAGGACUGGGCCAUUGGAUAUCAGCCGGGAUCUGAGCAGACCGUGAUGAUCGCGACGGCGGGCAGUGGUCACGCUUACAAGUUCCUUCCCGUCAUCGGCCGUCUGGUCGCCGACGCCAUCGAGAACAAACAGAGUCCCGAGGUAGCUGCCAAAUUCGCACCCGAUCGAGUCAUCCCUUCCAAGCUGAAUGGAUCGCGCGACGACCAAGUACAAGAACUAGACCUGAGCCAACUUUGUUUGCCGGAAGAUUUACAAUAAUGUAUCCAGAGAUUAUGUGACCGCACUUCGCUGGGUAUCCGGCCCUCGGUAUAUUUGCGGAGACCGCCUUGCGGAAUUUUCCGCGCCAGACUCUCAACGAAGAGGUCUGCGCAUUGCGCAUUGUUCAGCAACGGAAGCCCGAAAUCGACCGCGUUUCUAGACAAAAAAUCAGCGUAGCACAAUGGCAGAUGCAGGAAAGAAACGUACCGUCGGGCGACGUAGUCCUCGUCGGUGAAGCUUGUGCCGCGCGCCUGGGCCAAGUUGAUGACACACGAGAUGUCGUACUCGUCAAACACCUCCCGCAGCUUCCUCUUGUCCUGUUUCGGGAAAAAGAUGCGCUUCGCGGCGACGUACUGGACGCUGUUGAGGAAUUCCUCCACAACAGGCGACGAACAGUAGAGCUUGAAGCCCAGGUCAACCAGUCGCUUCGCCACACUCGCCAUCUCUGGCUUGGAGAUGUCACCGCCGAUCAGCACACCAGAUCCAGCCUUGGGGAUCUUGAAUCCAGUCGUGCUGAGCAGCGAGGCCCAGUACGCCUCGUAGAUGUCCUUUCCAAAGCUGGCCACUUCGCCCGUACUGGCCAUUUCUACAGCAACAGGUCAAUGCUACCACGCGAUACCGAUAACGGAAGGACGCACCAACACCCAAGAAUGGAUCGGCACCGCCAAGUCGGGUCCAGGAGAACUGGGCAACCUUGAUCGACGUGUAGUCCCGGGGCUCAAGCAUGAGAUCGACUGGCUCCGGCACGUCUUGUCCCACAAUGGCCUUGGUGGCAGUGUCGAUGAAGUUGUGGCCGAGGACCUUGGACACGAAUGGGAAGGAGCGAGACGCGCGCAGGUUGCACUCGAUGACCUUGAGCUGAGGCUCCUCGCCGGCUUCCGCCGGUUUCUUGAUGAUCUGCAUGUUGUACGGCCCCGAGAUCUCGAAUGCCGCGGCGACCUUCUCAGCGAUGGUCUUCAGUCGCGACAUGUCUUCAGCCGACAGGGAGAACGGCGGGAGGACAAGUGUAGCGUCACCAGAAUGCACACCCGCGUUCUCGACGUGCUCCGAAACGGCGUGGACCAGCAGCUUGCCUUGAUGGGCGACGGCGUCUACAUCGAUCUCCUGGGCGUUGGCGAUGAACUUGGUGAUGACAACCGGGUGCAACGGCGACACGGAAGCGGCCGCAGACAGGUUGUAUUCCAGCGCAGUCUCCUCGUAGACCACGUUCAUGGCUGCACCAGAUAACACGUAAGACGGCCGGACAAGGACAGGAUAUCUGCCGCCCGGUCAGCCAGAACGAACAAACAAGCCUGACGAGACCACGCACCCGACUUUAGCAGCGAACGACUUGGCCGCAUCCAGAGUGGUAACCUCCGUCCAUUCAGGCUGAUCGACACCAAUGCUGUCAAGGACGGAAGAGAACUUGUGGCGAUCCUCGGCGGUGUCGAUCUGCUUGGGAUCCGUCCCGAGCACCUCGACGCCAGUGUCCUUCAGCCGAAGAGCGAUAUUCUGGGGCAGUUGACCUGGACACAUGAGAAUGAGCAAACGAUCAGCGAUGAAGAUCCUCAGCAGCACGCACCUCCGACACUGACGAUGACGCCCUGGCUCUGUUCCAGCUCGUAGAUGUCCAUGACCCGCUCAUACCCAAGCUCCUCAAAGUACAGCCUGUCGGCCUCGUCAAAGUCGGUCGAGACCGUUUCGGGGUUGUAGUUGAUCAUAAUCGUGCGCUUGCCCAUGUCCCGCAGCUGGCGAGCGCAGGUGACCGCACACCAGUCGAACUCGACACUGCUGCCAAUCCGGUACACACCGCUGCCAAGCACCAUGGUCCCGUGCUCGUUGAACUCCACAUCGUGCUCAGACGCGUUGUAGGUCGUGUACAGAUAGUUGGUGUGCGCCGGGUAUUCAGCCGCAAGCGUGUCGAUCCGCUUCACGAAGGGUGUGAUGCUCAGGGUCUUGCGCGCCGCGCGGACGAUGUCCUCUGUGGACGAAACCAGGUCCGCGAUCUGAGCGUCCGAGAAACCCAUGCGCUUGGCCUGUUUCAUGAGCUCGUGAUCAAUCUUCUCGAUCGCACCCGCUGCUUUGAGCUGAUGGUGGGUCUGCACGAUAUUGUCGAUUUUGUAGAGGAACCACUGCGUUGAAGUCGAUCAAUGAGUUCCCCAAGAAUACAAUCUGAACGUACUUUGUCAAUUUUGGUGAGGUCGUGAACCUGAUCUACGGUGUAGUUCUUGUUGUACAUCGCGUAAGCGAUGGCAAACAGGCGCAUGUCCGUCGGCCGAGUCAGGGCUUUAUCGAGGUCUUCAGGCUCGAUGUACACUUCGAAACCUUUCCAGCGCGGGUCAACCUGACGAAUCGCCUUCUGGAGACUCUCUUCGAAGGUGCGUCCGAUUGCCAUGACCUCGCCGACGGAUUUCAUCGCCGAACCAACUUCCCGGUUGACUUGCGAGGAGAACUUGGCCAGAUCCCACUUCGGAAUCUUGGUGACGAUGUAAUCGAGAGAAGGCUCGAAGCAGGCAGUGGUCGUCUUGGUCACAGCGUUCGGCAAUUCCGGGAGUGUGUGGCCGAGGGCGAUCUUGGCGGCGGUAUAAGCGAGAGGGUAACCCGUGGCUUUCGAGGCGAGAGCGCUAGACCGACUCAAACUGGGCAAGACGAGUCAGAAAUGAGCUGCAGGUCACAAAUGAGACGUGAUCGUACCGAGCAUUGACUUCGAUGACACAGUAUUCGCGAGACGUGGGAUUGAGCGCGUACUGAAUGUUGCAUUCACCGAUGACUCCCAAAUGACGGAUGACCUUGAGGGCGGCGCUCCGCAGCAUAUGAUACUCGUCAUCGGGUAACGUCUGAGACGGAGCGACGACAAUAGAAUCUCCGGUGUGCGUGCCAAGAGGGUCAAAGUUUUCCAUGUUGCAGCAGAUGAUGGUGUUCUACUUGGCUUCAGAGGGGAAUUCAAAAAUCGUGUAAAACGUACAUCAGCAGCAUCCCGGACGACCUCGUACUCCAAUUCUUUCCAGCCCUUCAUACUGCGCUCAAUCAGAACCUGGGGGCUCAGACUAAGACUCUUGGCAGCCAAAUCACGGAGUUCGUCGGGGUUUUCAGCGAAGCCAGAUCCAAGACCACCCAGAGUGAAUGCAGAACGCAGAAUGAGCGGGUAUCCAAUGGUCUCUGCAGCUGCGAGAGCCGCAUUGACUGACGAAACGGCGGUAGACUGGGCAACGGGAAUGUCAAUUUCUGCAGUUGGGCUUAGCACUCGUCGAAAGCGGUGAGAAAAUGGAGGAGAACGAACCCUUCAGUGCUUGUACGAAUAGAUCACGGUCCUCUGAGACUUCCAGCGUACGGAUAGGUGUUCCCAAAACCUUGACACCAAGCCGUUCCAAGACACCCAUCCGGUCAAGCUCAAUGCCGACAUUAAGCGCGCUUUGUCCACCGAAAUUGAUGCGAUGUUUGCCAGGUCGCGAUAUUGGGGUUAAUGAGAACCGCCUGCACACCCUCUUCGCUCAGUGCCUUGAGAGCCUGAGACCCAGAGUAGUCGAAUUCACCGGCCUGGCCGAUACUCAAACCACCGCUGCCAACCACGACGACCUUCUGCACGUCAGGACGGGGGAUUUUGGGAAGAACUUUAGCGGAAAUGCGGCGCGCAAGCUCGGAGGGGGAGUUGAUGACGUGUUCGCCGUCUUUGGGGGUGUAGGCACCGACCGCAGGAGCUGCAACAGCGCGAAGAGGUGUUGUGGGAGCGUGGAAAGCGCGUGCACAUUGCCCUAAUCGAAAGCGCGACUGGGAGCGGAGCAGCCCGACAGCUUUGGAAAGCAUUAUGGGCGACACUCGCCUCUCGUGGAAGGUAACGCGAAGAGUAGUCGGAAGAAAAGAGUGAUUGAGCACAAAAUACGCGAAACUCGAGUCAAAAUUUUAGAUCACAUGAUACAAAAGCUUGACGUCACUGCCAAUGUUGUUAUCUUAUCUUUCAAGCCAAGGCUUU